Molecule: messenger RNA, 2599 nt
Organism: Condylura cristata (star-nosed mole)
Lineage: Eukaryota; Metazoa; Chordata; Mammalia; Eulipotyphla; Talpidae
Gene: ADPGK
Product: ADP-dependent glucokinase
Exons: 7
Coding region: 54-1541 (495 amino acids)
Biological process (GO): glucose metabolic process
Cellular component (GO): endoplasmic reticulum
Molecular function (GO): ADP-specific glucokinase activity
Source: RefSeq, a predicted model, not a curated record
GUGCGGUAGCCGGGAAAGCCGCUGAACGGUGCUGCUGCCGCGCCUCAGUCCCCAUGGCGCUGUGGCGCGGCUCCGCGUACGCGGGCUUUCUGGCACUGGCUGUUGGCUGCGUCUUCUUGCUGGAGCCGCAGUUGCCGGGGUCGGCGCUUCGUUCUCUGUGGAGUUCGCUGCAGCUGGGGCCCGUGCCCCCGGGACCUGGCUCCCCCGAGAGCCGGUUGGCGGCCGCCUGGGAUGCGCUUAUCGUGCGGCCAGCCCGGCGCUGGCGCCGCGUGGCUGUGGGAGUCAAUGCCUGUGUGGAUGUCGUGCUCUCAGGGGUGAAGCUCUUGCAGGCCCUUGGCCUGAGUCCUGGGGAUGGGAAAGACCAUACCGUUCUGCAUUCAAGGACUGAUCUGGAAGAGACCUUCAUUCACUUCAUGGGAAAGGGAGCAGCUGCAGAGCGCUUCUUCAGCGAUAAGGAAGCCUUCCACGCCAUUGCCCAGGUGGCCUCAGAGUUCCCAGGAGCUCAGCACUAUGUAGGAGGAAAUGCAGCUUUAAUUGGACAGAAAUUUGCAACCAACCCAGAUUUAAAGGUUCUUCUUUGUGGUCCAGUUGGUCCAAAGCUGCAUGAACUUCUUGAUGACAAUGUAUUUGUUCCACCAGAGUCAUUGCAGGAAGUGGAUGAAUUCCACCUCAUUUUAGAGUACCAAGCAGGGGAGGAGUGGGGCCAGUUAAAAGCUCCCCAUGCCAACCGAUUCAUCUUCUCCCACGACCUCUCCAACGGGGCCAUGAAUAUGCUGGAGGUGUUUGUGUCUAGCCUGGAGGAGUUUCAGCCAGACCUGGUGGUUCUCUCUGGAUUGCACAUGAUGGAGGGACAAAGCAAGGAGCUCCAGAGGAAGAGACUCAUUGAGGUCGUGGCCUCCAUUUCUGACAUCCCAACUGGCAUUCCCAUUCAUCUGGAGCUGGCCAGUAUGACCAACAGGGAGCUCAUGAGCAGCAUUGUGCAUCAGCAGGUCUUUCCUGCUGUGACUUCCCUUGGAUUGAAUGAACAGGAGCUGUUAUUUCUCAGCCAGUCAGCAUCUGGACCUCACUCUUCACUUUCUUCCUGGAAUGGUGUUCCUGAUGUAGGCAUGGUCAGUGACAUCCUCUUUUGGAUCUUAAAAGAACAUGGGUGGAGUAAGAACAGAGCCUCAGACCUCACCAGGAUCCAUUUCCACACACUGGUCUACCACAUCCUGGCAACUGUGGAUGGGCACUGGGCCAACCAGCUGGCGGCCGUGGCUGCAGGGGCACGCGUGGCUGGGACUCAGGCCUGCUCAACAGAAACCAUCGACACCAGCCGAGUGUCGUUGAGGGCACCCCAAGAGUUCCUGACUUCCCACUCAGAAGCAGGCUCCAGAGUCAUAUUUAACCCCAACGAACCAGUAGUAGAAUGGCACAGAGAGGGAAUAUCCUUCCAUUUCACCCCAGUGUUGGUGUGUAAAGAUCCUGUUCGAACUGUGGGCCUUGGUGAUGCCAUUUCUGCCGAAGGACUCUUCUACUCAGAAAUACACCCUCACUAUUAGGAAGGUUGCUGUGAGUAAUUCUUCUGAGGAAACUAAAGAAUUCAACUUAAUUCUUUUGUGAGGAAACACGAAUUAUAGGAAUUAAGUGAGUUAGAGAACAGUACUGAGGGUAUCAGCAAUUUUUAGAUCUAACUGAAAGAUAGCCAAAGAAACAUCUACAGAUUAAACUGUAUCAGACACAUUCCAGCCUAUUGACUAUUACAGAGAAACAUUUCAGGUUUUGAUCAAAAUUUAGCUAUCUACUAACAAGACUGGAGUUAGUUUUUUUUUUUUUAAUGUUGUGCGUUACAGGGGCAAAAAUUUGAUUCCCAAAUCCCUACUUUAUGCAGCAUCCUCAGAUAUUUUAGGUCACAUUUCUUCACCCGAAGAGCCUGUCAGCUGGAGACUGCAUUUACUUCUCACCCACAUCAGAAGCACACAAUCACAUCACUCAGCUCAGUGUGAGGUCCCGUGCUCGCUCUCUCAGUUGCGUGCUCACAACCAGGAUCACGAGUCCCGUUCAGUGUUAAUACGAAAUAUUUGAUGAGCACAUGAUCUCAGUCUCCUCUGAGGACAGUGCCAAACUUAGGACAGUGCCACAAGCAAGGAAAAAGUUCAUUCCUGCACUAAACACCCACAGUAGGGACUGUGGCGUUUUUGUGGCGAUUGCCCAAGCUGUAGUGAGUGGCCUGGCCUUCUGGCCUAUGCACUGAAGGACUGCGCCUUCCGCCCUGCUCCGGACCUGCUUUCUGCUGUAGAAGACUCAUCUGCAUUCUUUCUGAUCCUUGAAGGAAUUUGCUUUUACAACUGGAAUAUGCUUGUGUGUAUAACAGGUCAUGUGUGUUUACAUUGACACACCAAUCCAUUAAAGAAUUUGACCUCAUAAGAGCCCCGGGAUCAUGAAUAAUUGUGUCAUGUUAUGUAUUUAUUUUUUUAUAAAUCAAGGAGACCUCUGUGUGCUUUUAAAAUGUAUUUAAAAAUUUUUACAUUUCAGGAAUCCUGUCUAUUUGCAGUUAAUUUUGUUUCCACCACCGCUCUGGAGCCAGAUAAAAUAAAUCAUUCAGAGGUUGGCUUCUGAA